Messenger RNA from Cladophialophora immunda, 1425 nucleotides. RefSeq lists its product as uncharacterized. Lineage: Eukaryota; Fungi; Ascomycota; Eurotiomycetes; Chaetothyriales; Herpotrichiellaceae. The record is from RefSeq and is a predicted model, not a curated record. Gene Ontology annotation, biological process: carbohydrate metabolic process. The transcript has 4 exons. Bases 1 to 1425 code for a protein of 474 amino acids. Gene Ontology annotation, molecular function: hydrolase activity, acting on carbon-nitrogen (but not peptide) bonds.
AUGGGGAUCUUUAUUGCGGUAAAGGCUGUCAAGAAGAAUACGGGCAAGUCUGCAGAAGGACAGCUUCCUCACAUGAGGUCUGACACCCCUGCAGAAGAUGCGACCCAGGCGAUGCCACCAAUCGUGCUCCAACCGUCAAGUACUGUGGCCCCAAUCAUGACGGACAGCAUUGCAACACCGGAGAGUGUUGUUCUUCAGACGGUUUAUGUGGCAUUUCCAUCGAGUUCUGCGGUGAGGGGUGUCAGCCGGCUUUUGGAACGUGCGUUCAACAGAGGUGUGGCGUAUCGAACGGCAACAAGUCCUGUCCAUUUCCUCAGUGUUGCUCUCAUGCGGAUUACUGUGUCAGGAAUCGGGGCCGAUUUCUGUUCUGUUCCUGGGAACUGCCAACAGGAAUUUGGCAUUUGCGAUUCUGACACCACUCCGGCAGGGUACAAUAUGUCAGUGGAUCCAAGAGGAGGAAGUGGCCGCAUCGCAUACGGACAGUACAUCAGCAACUGCUACGUUCCUGGAACUAUUGCCCUUACAUACGACGACGGCCCAUCACAGAACACCGAGGAAUUGCUGGAUAUUCUCGAUGAAGCUGGUGCAAAGGCAACCUUCUUCAUUACCGGGAACAGCAACGGCAAAGGCCCCAUAGACACGACGCACAAGUGGACCGAUGUGAUCCAGCGUAUGGUCAGGGAAGGGCACCAAGUUGGUUCUCAUACUUGGUCUCACGAGGACAUGGACGAAGUGGGAUCGCAAGCUCGCCGACUCGACAUGGCUAAAAACGAGAGGGCUCUCGCCAACAUCCUCGGCAAAUAUCCCGCGUACAUGCGGCCACCUUACCUCCUAUGUAGCAACGAGAGCGGUUGUCUGAGCGACAUGAGAGAUCUUGGAUAUCAUGUCAUUUCCUAUGCAUUUGACAGUGGGGACUGGAUGGAUCCCAACAACUUCACUGCAAUGACGGAGAGGGUUGAUCAGGCAUUCCAGAAGACAGACGAGCAAGAGGGCAGGAUGUUACUGAUCCAACACGAUACAAUCCGCACAUCAGCCAUCGAGCUCACAAAAUAUGUUCUGGACAUGAUCUCCCAGCGAGGGUGGAAAGCUGUCACGGUCGGAGAGUGUCUUGACGAUGAACCCGAACGCUGGUAUCGGGAUCCGGCUUGGAUCAGCGCUGGCUCCAGGUCGAGGGGAGGCUGUGUUGUUUCGGGCAGGAACUCCUGUGGCAAAGUACGGAGAUUUACCAACAAGGUUGAAUGCUUCAGAAGCAACGCCCAAUGUGAGAAUGAUGCAUUGGAAUGCAUGAACUCCAGGAGGACGGACAAGACGACCUGCGAGAAGCUGGAGAUGAUCUGCAGCAUGCAAUUCCUCUUCUGCUCAACCUGUGGAGAGGCAGAGCUCCCCUGCGAAACCGAGAACUUCUACGUCGACAGGGAAGCAUGA